Molecule: messenger RNA, 1262 nt
Organism: Neurospora tetraspora
Lineage: Eukaryota; Fungi; Ascomycota; Sordariomycetes; Sordariales; Sordariaceae
Exons: 1
Coding region: 270-986 (238 amino acids)
Source: RefSeq, a predicted model, not a curated record
ACUACCUGUAGGUACUUGUAAGGUAUCGAGACCCGAGCCUGAUGAUGUCUUGGACCCUAACCCUACCCUGUGGCGCUCCAGCGGCGCCCAGCGCCAGGCCUGAAAGGGCUUCGUGCACUUCCAGUUUUACGAACUCUUCAGUUCAGUUCGCAUACACAACAAUGUCGACCGCAACGCAACUGUCACCAUAACUCUGGAGGAAGCUUCCAUCCGAACUCAUCCAGGAAGUCCUGAACCAUUUCGUCGACGACCUCCUCGGCGAUCAUGACAUGGACUGGAUCUCCGAGGACGAGAUCGACAAUGGCGAACUACCCCAGCUGUUGGACCCAUGGAUGAAGUACCGCCACAUCCCGGUUUUCAGCGGCCAGAAGCGUCGCAUUGAGCGCCACUACCGCGACCACUUGCUCAGCAGGAUCACGAUUUACCUGUACCUGGACCCAAACAUGUACAGUACCUCGCGGAGGAUGUUGUACUGUCGGUAUCUCUCCUGCCCCGAGGGAAAGGAUCUUGCAACCACGCUGCCGGAAGUGAAAGUCAAGGAGGGCGGGGAUGGUGAUGCGGACGCAGAGGAGAAGGUCACGUUCUUUCUACGGGGUCCGGUGCGGUCAGCUCGCGCAAACUCGUACGGAGAGACGUCGAAGCGAGAAUUUGGCAAUGUACCGGAGAUUCUACCUCGUGUUGAGAACUCGUGGGGGAAGGUGUUGAAGGGGAAGACUGAACGACUCGGCCUAGCGUUUCGCAACAAGGAGCAGACUCUUGAGUCGGGACCCGAGGAUGAUUUGUGGACAAGCGAAAGCGAAGUCGUCCUGAAGGGUCUGGAGGUGUUGGACGAUGGUCGGCGGGUGCAGUUCAACUGGAAAAAGCUGAUGAGCAAGUUCUUGUCGAAGUUCGGAUCGUAUAACGGGUACAAUUACGUUCCGGAACCGGGAAUGGAAGUGAGCGAGGAUGGGGAUGAUUGGGAUGAUGAUCGCGAUGGGCUGGAUUGAGGGAAUUGACAGGAACUAUUAGGGAGGGGACUUCCAGGAUGGUGAGGAUGAAAGAGAGUCACCAGGGGAGGAAAACGGGCAUAGGGAGGCUGUGAGGGUGCGUAUGGAAGCCAUUGCGUAGGAAUAUGGGACGGUUGCAACGAAUGUACAAGGGGGAGUGGUGGCUUGCAUGCCAGGCGGCAGCCUUUCUCGUGAGAACACGUCAUCAUGACGGCUAAGUACCUAGAGGUAUUUAUCGCACGAGGUAUCUGCUCCGUUCCCUUCAUUGAUGUUAUU